GUAUAUCUGGGCAGCAGUGCACCGUGCAUCAACCAGCCAGCGACACUCCCUCAUCCCCAAACUGGACGGUGCGUCUCCCCGGAACUCCAACAGCCGUAGCGGCUGUCAACGUUUUAAAAUUGGGUUUCGGUCCAAUAAUAUGGCGAUAGACGGAUGGAAAUACUGAUGACAGUCCGAAAGAUCGCCUCGAUUUGUACGAUGGGCGCCAAUGCCUCUGCUUUGGAGAAGGAGAUUGGACCAGAACAGUUUCCCGUUAAUGAACACUACUUUGGAUUGGUCAACUUCGGGAACACCUGUUACUGUAACUCGGUGCUGCAGGCCCUCUACUUCUGCCGUCCGUUCAGGGAGAAGGUCCUGGCCUACAAGGUCCAGCCCAGACGUAAAGAGUCACUGCUCACCUGUCUUUCUGACCUCUUCAACAGCAUCGCCACGCAGAAAAAGAAGGUGGGAGUCAUCCCUCCCAAGAAAUUCAUCUCACGACUGAGGAAAGAAAAUGAGCUGUUUGACAACUACAUGCAACAGGAUGCCCAUGAGUUCCUUAACUACCUCCUCAACACUAUCGCUGACCUGCUGCAGGAGGAGAGGAGCCAGGAGAGCCAGCAGAAUGGAAAGCUGUUGCAGAACGGAGGAGUUGGGGGCGGGACGGGAGGAGGAGAGGAAGAGAAGACACAGCAGACCUGGGUCCACGAGAUCUUCCAGGGAACCCUGACCAACGAGACGCGCUGCCUCAACUGUGAAGCUGUGAGCAGUAAAGAUGAGGACUUCCUGGACCUGUCUGUUGACGUGGAGCAGAACACCUCCAUCACACACUGUCUCAGGGGUUUCAGCAACACCGAGACACUUUGUAGUGAAUACAAGUACUACUGUGAACAGUGUCGGAGUAAACAGGAAGCACAGAAAAGGAUGCGUGUGAAGAAGCUCCCUAUGAUCCUGGCAUUACAUCUGAAGAGGUUUAAGUACAUGGACCAGUUGCAUCGCUACACCAAGCUGUCCUAUCGUGUCGUCUUCCCUCUGGAGCUCCGCCUCUUCAACACCUCAGGAGACGCCACCAACCCCGACCGCAUGUAUGACCUGGUCGCCGUGGUCGUCCACUGUGGAAGUGGUCCAAACCGUGGUCAUUACAUCACCAUAGUGAAGAGUCAUGGGUUCUGGCUCCUGUUUGAUGACGACAUCGUAGAGAAAAUCGACGCCCAGGCGAUCGAGGAGUUCUACGGUCUGACGUCGGACAUUUCCAAGAACUCUGAGUCGGGUUACAUCCUGUUCUACCAGUCCCGGGACUGAACCAGCCAAUGGGAUUGGGACUCAGCAUUUGAGAGGGAGGGGCUUGGGCUGCCACAGGCCCCGCCCCGCCCAGCCCAGCCCAGCCCAGCCCACCAUCCGUUAUAAAUAUCCAGGCUUUACAGCGGAGCUUUGCACUGUGGAGCGCCAAGAGGAUGGAUGGAGGAUCUUCAGCAGACAGGAGCCAACGAUGGCCGAGCAACCCAUCAGUGUGACAGGAUUUGACAUUGCAGAAGAAGAUCAGCGAUUAGGGAUCGUUAUGCUUUGUCAUAGUCAUCAUCGUAGUCAAGAUCGUCCUGAUGGUCUCUCUCUUUGGUUUGACAGCAGAUUAGAAAUAUAUGUUGUGUUGGCUUGGCUAGCUCUCCCAUUACAUUACUGGUGUGGGUGGCAACAUUACUGGUGUCCUUGUCAAACAGUGCCACUGCAGUGGUGUUAAACAGGAGUUUGGUAGGAUGAAAAGUGGAUCUGCCAUUUCCUGAAUGUUCUCCUUACUUUGUUGUUAGUUUGGAGAGUGGAGUGGAGAGAAGAGUUUGGUCCAUAUGUAGUUCAGCAGGCCAGAUCUGUUUGUGUUAUAUUAUGGUUUGGAUGCCGAAAGCUGCACAUAUAAAUAUUACCAUCUGUUUUAAAGGGACACACACGCGCUCUAGCUCCCCCCUCUGGCAACAACAGCAAACUACACCACACACUACAAAACGCCUGCCAACAACGUGUAUGUUGUACGUCUCCUAAUCAAGCAAGUCUCCUAAUCAAGCAAGUUCCUCCUUGGUGUCAAUUGUACCCUAUUCCUUUAUUUAGUGCACUCCAAACUUGGUUCACUAUAUAUGGAGUAGGCUCUCAUUUUGGACGUCGCCCUGCCAUCCUCUGUGUAACGCAGAAUAAACCCGAUUGGCUGCUGCAACAUUUAGCUCCUCCACUUCCUGUCACCUGAUCAGAACCUUCCAAUCAGAGCCUGAAGUAGACAGACGUUUCCUGUUUUAGGUUUUUGAAUGCACAAGUAAACCAAACAUAUCUGUUAUUUGGUUGAUUAUAUUUAAGUAUGUGCUACACUGCCAGUUGGGGUAACUAACCUAACUUCACUAUUUAUAGGCUAUGUCCCGAUAUCUAUACUAGCGCACUACUAAGUAUGCAUGCCCAAUAUAUUCUAAGUAGUAUGCUAGUGCGGAUUUUGGAACAGCCAGUUUCUCUCAACAGAGCGCUAAAUGGGAUAUGGCCCACGAAUCAUAAAGCUUCUCAGAGUAGGAGUGGUGAUCUAGGAUCAGUUUGGCCUUUUAGAUCAUAAUGAAUCGGAUUAUUAUGGACCGGGAGGAUCCUAGGUCACCACUCCUACUCAGAGAGGCUUUAUGAAUACAGGUCCUGAUCCAUAGCUCUGACAUGGGAGGUGAUUUAUAUUAGCUAGGACUAGUGGGUCCUGUGUUUAAUUGAAUGUAAAACGUCUGCCGUUGAAAUGUACAGUAAGGUACUGGCUGCUCAUUGGUUGGCCCAUACACAUUGCCUGGGGUUUUCACCUAUCCUGACCAGUACUAGUUAUAUAUUUUGCAUCCCAAAUGGCACCCUAUUCCCUACAUAGUGCACUAUUUUUGACCUGGUCCCAUAGGUUGCGUUUGGAGUGUGGGAGAGCUAAACUCAUUAAUGAUUGAAUUUAGGCCUACUGUAGAUGGGUUACUAUCUACCAAGUAAACACUAGUACACUCCUCUAGCCGAUAGGGUUCACUCUGAGUCACAAAAGGGCACCCUAUUUCUCUUGUGGGGUGUGUGUGUGUGUGUGUGUGUUUUAAACAGUGGUUUGACCCCUUUCUUUCUCUCUGGGUGAUUUGCUGACCGUGCAUUUGGCACACACACACACACACACACACACACACACUAGGGUUGAUUUGUGUUUGGAGUAAGCGACCGCGAACACACACCGCAGGACACAGUACAGAAAAAGCGCUUCUUUCCGUAGUGUGUGUUCCAGCCUAGCUUAGAGGGACAUGUAAUGUAGCCUGAUGUUGCUACGUCAGUAAAUACUGUUCACAUCUAGCAGCUUCAUA
Coregonus clupeaformis (lake whitefish) is the source of this 3308-nucleotide messenger RNA. Its product is annotated as ubiquitin carboxyl-terminal hydrolase 12. Gene Ontology annotation, cellular component: cytosol; nucleus. Gene Ontology annotation, molecular function: cysteine-type endopeptidase activity; cysteine-type deubiquitinase activity. The transcript is spliced from 10 exons. The record is from RefSeq and is a predicted model, not a curated record. Gene Ontology annotation, biological process: protein deubiquitination. The coding region runs from base 154 to 1281 and encodes 375 amino acids. NCBI's taxonomy places the organism in Eukaryota, Metazoa, Chordata, Actinopteri, Salmoniformes, Salmonidae.